This is a messenger RNA of Myotis davidii, 1152 nucleotides long. Its product is annotated as RB-associated KRAB zinc finger protein. The record is from RefSeq and is a predicted model, not a curated record. The annotation marks the transcript as partial. The transcript has a single exon. Gene Ontology annotation, biological process: negative regulation of transcription by RNA polymerase II. Lineage: Eukaryota; Metazoa; Chordata; Mammalia; Chiroptera; Vespertilionidae. Gene Ontology annotation, molecular function: DNA-binding transcription repressor activity, RNA polymerase II-specific.
AAAAAGUCAAAAUUCAUUAUACAUCAGAGGGCUCACACAGGAGAGAAACCUUAUGUGUGUAAUGUAUGUGGCAAAUCCUUCAGCCAAAAGGGAACCCUCACUGUACAUCGGAGAUCACACUUAGAGGAGAAACCCUAUAAAUGUAACGAAUGUGGGAAAACCUUCUGUCAGAAGUUACAUCUCACUCAACAUUUGAGAACUCAUUCAGGAGAAAAACCCUAUGAAUGUAGUGAAUGUGGCAAAACCUUCUGCCAAAAGACGCACCUCACGCUCCACCAGAGAAAUCAUUCAGGGGAGAGACCCUAUCCGUGCAAUGAGUGUGGGAAAUCCUUCUCCCGCAAGUCAGCCCUCAGUGACCAUCAGAGAACACACACAGGAGAGAAACUCUAUAAAUGUAAUGAAUGUGGAAAGUCCUACUACCGAAAAUCUACCCUGAUUACACAUCAGAGAACACACACAGGAGAGAAACCUUAUCAAUGUAGUGAGUGUGGAAAAUUCUUUUCUCGAGUGUCAUACCUCACUAUACAUUAUAGAAGCCAUUUAGAAGAGAAACCCUAUGAGUGUAAUGAGUGUGGCAAAACCUUCAAUUUGAAUUCAGCCUUCAUUAGACAUCGGAAAGUACACACGGAUGAGAAACCCCUUGAAUGUAGUGAAUGUGGAAAGUUUUCUCAAUUCUCAUAUCUUAAUGACCAUCAUACAACUCCUUUAGGAGAGAAACCCUAUCAAUGUAAUGAAUGUGGGAAAACUUUCCUUGAAAAUUCAGCCUUUGACGGACACCAGUCAAUUCCAGAAGGAGAGAAAUCCUAUGAAUGUAAUAUAUGUGGGAAAUUGUUCUCCGAUUUAUCAUACUACACUGUACAUUAUAGAAGUCAUUCAGAAGAGAAGCCCUAUGGAUGUAGCGAAUGUGGGAAAACCUUCUCCCAUAAUUCAUCCCUCUUUAGACACCAGAGAGUACACACAGGAGAGAAGCCCUAUGAGUGUUAUGAAUGUGGAAAGUUCUUUUCUCAGAAGUCGUAUCUCACCAUACAUCAUAGAAUUCAUUCAGGAGAGAAGCCUUACGAAUGUAGUAAAUGUGGAAAAGUCUUCUCUCGGAUGUCAAACCUCACUGUACAUUAUAGAAGCCAUUCAGGAGAGAAACCCUAUGAAUGUAAU